AUGUAUCCACACCGUGCCGAUCGCAUCUACAAACACUCGCCGGAGCACAGACAACUCCGUAUCAAAGAGGGCCAGAUCUUCAAAGUGGAGGGGGCAACUAUCCGUACAGUUCAUGGACUGGACCACUCGCACGGCCAUAUAUGCUUUGUUCUCGAGGGGAAAAAUGCCAUGUUCACGGGACACAAUAUCCUCGAGCACGGCACGACCGCCGUAGAACAGCUAAGUCUCUACAUGGAAACACCCCGAAGGCUGCAAUCUCAAGGGCGUAAGACAGGAUAUCCCGCCCACGGUGUCGUAAUUCCCGAUCUAAAUGGUAAAAUUACGACCGAGCUGACGCAGAACGCACGGCGUGAGAAUCAGUGUCUCAGAGGUCUGGUGGGGAUCCGGAAGAAGGGGUCGACGGGACCUCCGCGGGUAGACGAAGAGGUGCGGAAAAUGGUAUUAGAACCAUCAUGGAACAGGUGUCGAGGAAGCUGGCGGAAGAUGCUUGAGGAUUCCCCAACAGACUCGGGUCAUAUUCAAGACAUCUAUAGCAUCCCGAGGCCCGCUGUGAUUCUGUAA
Penicillium crustosum is the source of this 561-nucleotide messenger RNA. Its product is annotated as metallo-beta-lactamase domain protein. The transcript has 3 exons. The record is from RefSeq and is a predicted model, not a curated record. Gene Ontology annotation, biological process: secondary metabolite biosynthetic process. Bases 1 to 561 code for a protein of 186 amino acids. Lineage: Eukaryota; Fungi; Ascomycota; Eurotiomycetes; Eurotiales; Aspergillaceae.